Messenger RNA from Emiliania huxleyi CCMP1516, 2940 nucleotides. RefSeq lists its product as hypothetical. The record is from RefSeq and is a predicted model, not a curated record. Lineage: Eukaryota; Haptophyta; Isochrysidales; Noelaerhabdaceae. Gene Ontology annotation, cellular component: membrane. The annotation marks the transcript as partial. The transcript has 3 exons.
GACUACCCUUGCCUCAGCGAUCUGACGGCAAUCAGCUUUGCCUCGAGCUCUAUAGCCGACGACAACUUUGCCGGCCGAACGUCUUCAACAGCGCCUUUCUCUACCCGUGUGGUGAACGUGGCCACGCACGACGGCCGCCAAAUCGACCUCGUCUUCAACUCGCCGGAUGGCGAUCUCCCGCAAUGCGACGACAACGAUGCCACUUACGGUACCAACAAUGGCAAGCAUUGCAAGGUGAGCCUGGCCAGCGGCAUCGGCAACUUCAGGGUAGGCCAGCCCGCAAACGUGUCGUACAAGGUGAGCUGGAACUUCGUGUACGCCAACGACAGCACGCCGGCCGUGCUCCCCAGAUUUGCAAUCACGUUCCUAGAUAUGGGGGCCGGGGAGUUUGUAGCCAUCAACGACGGAUCUUACGAGGCUGUGGCCUAUGGCAGCCGGAUCAACGGAUCCACGCCGGCCGUAGAAAACUACGACGGCUGGGCGACGCAGUUCAUCUCCGAACCUUCGGGGCAGACCAUCGAAGACGUGACGGAUCCGUUGAGCAUGACCGAGGACCAGCAGUCGGGCACCAUGCAGUUUAUCUUCUCCAACACCGACCACUUCGUUGUCGAGCUUGGCAGGACGGGCACGCAAAUCAAGUGCUGCACCAAGAUCAUGUUUACUGGCGCGAGCAACACGGGUGACUGGCCUUCGUGCGCCCCGCCGCCCUCUGCGCCGCCCUCGGCGCCGCCGCCCCUUCUUCCGGCGCCGCCGGCACUGCCACCGCCGCCCUGCGUCUGCUCGCUCUACUACGACCUGGAGCGCGGCCUCGCGAGCUCGCCCACCUUCCUUAACUCCACCAACGCGCUCUUCUACACCCUCCAGACCAGCUCCGCCUGGCCGCUCAGCCUCCCCGUGUACGACCCGGCGUGGGGCUGCGCGUGCGAGAGCGCCGAGGACCGCCCCGUCUGGCUCGCCGCCCUCGACCUGUGCUUCUGGUUCGACAACCAGACCGCGACGCAGCGAGAAGCGCUCUUUGGAGGCUCGGGACAGCUGCAGCAGGCGUACGAGCGCGCCUGCAACGCCUUUGCACCGGGCGAGCAGUUCAACGAGUACUACCACCACGUCCGCCUAAGCAACAGCUUCCAGCUCUACCCGCGUCUCGCCCGCGACGGCGCCAUGAUGUGCGGCACCGACAUCGGCCCGGCCGGGGCCACGCAGAGCAACCACGAGGCGACCUGCCCCUGCAACAUCUUCUUCGACUACGAUGCGCUGGCCAACUCCUCGGCGACGGCGCUCGACAGCGUCAACACCUUCUACGCCGCGAUCAGCCAGCCCAACUGCUCGUGGCCGCCGGUCGACGCAGCGACUGGAAGGAGCUGGCUAGGCUUUAGCGUUAUCGCGUUCCACACCGGCACGACCAACUCGGACCCAGCCAUAAGAUCGUACGCAAAGCUGUACUACUGUGGCAUUGCAACGCCGGGGAGGAUGCUCUACUACGGUACCACUCCUCAAACCUCCUGUCAAAGCACGGUGGUUGGUUCGCUCUCGACAGGGGCCGAGGCCUGCGCCCGCCGGACGGAUGGCCUUGGAGGAGCGCCUAUCGGGGGUGUACCCGCGUCGGGAAGUGAGUACCCGACAGAUGGAGCUAACACCUACAUGAACUCGUAUCUUGAUUGCCGGACCAACCGCCUCAACAUCAGACAGAGCGAGUGCGUUGGCACAGACUGUUGGGCCAAGACUGGAUUCACGCAGGCCGCGUUCCUGCAGUUUGCGAACUCGAUCCAGAGGCACGACUGGACGAGCAGCGAACGGUGGUCUAUCCAGAUCUUCAACCAGGGGACGAGCGCAAGAAGGGUAACAAACGCGGAUUGCCGGGCCGACGGCUCUUUUCUAAAUCUCGUUGCCAAUGGCUUCGUAGAGGACGACGAAGGCACACGCUGUCUCCUGGUCUUCACCGGCACGGGGACAAUCACGGUAGCAGCAGAAGAUUCAGAUACUUCUGUUCCCGAAAAGCCUGCCUUUACGAUCCUGGCGCCUCAGGCCACCGUCCAAAUGGACGCCGACAUAGGCUAUUUCGAUGGCGUCAUCGUCGCCGACAAGCUCAUCGCUACGGAGUCGAACGCCAGAGACAUUCAGUUCCACGGAGACCUCUUCGACCAAGAGAUCACGUGCGUUUGCGAAGACUCCGGUCGUCGAGAUCGUCGCCGCGUGAGCGACGAGCCGUCGCCGCCCCUGCCGCCGCCGCCGUCGCCGCCGCCGCCGUCGCCGCCGCCGGUGCCGCCGCCGCCGCCGGUGCCGCCCUACCCCCCUGAUGGGUGGCUCGACUGCGACUUUGAGUCGGACCUCUGCGGCUGGACUGACGCUGAGCCCGGCGACUACAACUGGACACGGACGAGCGGCCCCACCCCGACGAGAGCUGAGGCCACCUCCUCGUCCGAACUUACCGGACCCGCGUCGGCCGUCGAAGGGACGUACUACAUCUACACCGAGGCAUCGCCAGACAACUUCAACGCCCCAUACGUGCUCGAGAGCCCGCGCUUCCAGCUCGCGCAGUCGGCCACCCUCUUCUUCUACUACCACCUGUUUGGCUCUUGCGUGGGCAACCUCACGCUCGCCGCCCUAGACGGCGGCACCUGGCAACCGCUUUGGCAAGACCCCUUCAGGUACAACGCAAGCACUCACACCGACGAGUGGUUCAAGGAGGAGCUUGUCCUACCAUCGACGACGACGCAGCUGCGCUUCGAGGCGGUGACUGGCCCCUGCAACACCUCCGACAUUGCGAUUGACGACAUCCACUUUGAGCGGUUCGCGCCUCCCAUGAGCCCGGCACCGGCACCGCCUCCGUCGCCUAGUCCACCAACGCCGCCGGAGCCACCCCCACCCCCAAAUGAGCCUCCGCCAGUUUCUCCGCCACCCUCGAACCUGCACCACGUUACCGAGCCCCAUCGAGACCUUUAA